This is a messenger RNA of Frankliniella occidentalis (western flower thrips), 1806 nucleotides long. RefSeq names its product peroxisomal membrane protein PEX14 (gene Pex14). The record is from RefSeq and is a predicted model, not a curated record. Bases 157 to 1035 code for a protein of 292 amino acids. The transcript is spliced from 5 exons. Gene Ontology annotation, cellular component: peroxisomal membrane; peroxisomal importomer complex. Gene Ontology annotation, biological process: protein import into peroxisome matrix, docking. Lineage: Eukaryota; Metazoa; Arthropoda; Insecta; Thysanoptera; Thripidae. Gene Ontology annotation, molecular function: signaling receptor binding.
AACGUCUGUUCUCGCAAUCUCACGCACCUGCCCUGUGUACUGUACUAGCAAUAGCAACUAUAGCAAGUUAAACUAAGCCUAUUUUUGUUUUUUUACCUCUCACUAAUGGUGUAGUUUUGUUUUUGAAAAGAAACUCUCAUUCUAGUUUGCUCAAGAAUGUCGUCAACUUCUUCAGACAUACCCACAGUUAGCUGUGUACCUCGAGAGGGUUUGAUUGAUACAGCGGUCCGCUUUCUUACCAAUCCUAAUGUUGUUGAUCGCCCUUUCCAACAAAAACAAUCUUUCUUGAAAAGUAAAGGUAUGACUAAUGAGGAAAUAAACAUUGCAUGCGAACGCGCCAAUGUCCACACUUCAGAGCCACGCCAGGAUGCUAUGAUUCCGAUGUAUGGCUUGCCACAACAUACUGUAGCUCCUCAGCCAACGAGUCUCUGGAUUCGUGUAAGGGAUGUCCUGCACACUUUUGCACUCUUAGGGGGUCUUGGCUACGUUUUAUAUUGGGUGUACAAGGCGUACAUAGAACCUUUUCUCUUUGGUCGUCCCAAACCUAAAAAGUCUACAGAGGAGAGCUUGGCUGCAAUAGAAGAUGCUGUCAGCAAUGUCAGUAGAUGCACUACUGAACUCAAAGCUGAAAUUCGAUCUGAGCUGAGUCGUAUUUCUCAAGAACGUGAAUCAGGAGCAACAAGAAGUUUGUCAGAUAUUAAAUCAGAUAUUGCUACAGUAAAAGGUCUUCUUCUUAACAGACAACAAUUUCCAAGAGCACCAAAUACGUCUUCUUUACGAUCAAAUCAGAACUCAAAGCCAUCCAUCCCGAUCUGGCAGAUGAGUUCAGAUCAGCAAAAUGAUCAGAAAGACGAGGAGGAGGGUAGUGGCGAUAAAGUAUUGCACAAUAAUAAUCCAGACCAAUCUUCAGUAGACUUCACCACGUCAACUGAUUCUCCCUCUAAACAUGAGACUAAUGGCAACCCUUCCAGUAGAAUUUUAAAUGAUUCAGUUGACAACAUAACAAAUGGGCAUAAUUCUGAGGUUUCUCAGUAAAAUCUACUGAACAAUCAUUGUUGUUUUUUUAAAUUGUAAGGUUUGUGAAUUGAGAAAAAUAGACAUGAAUCUGUUUGUACUGUCUAUUGUUGGUGCUAAAUUUGCCCUGUUUUCAGCCAUCUUCAACAACUGUAUCUUUUGCAUUUUUCUAUAAUUUUUUGAGAGACUGAUCUGUAUUAUGUAGUAGACAUUGACUGUCAUUCUCCUUUUUCAAUUUCUUUGCCACACUGUGUGUACAUUUUGUUAAGAGGUGCUGCUUGUUCUCUAGUCAAUGUGGAUUUUUAAUCAAGGUUUUGGUGUAUCACAUUCUUGUGAUUUGAUUUCCUUAGACCUCACAAGCUUAGACUGUUAAUUUAUAAGGGAUCAAAUUCCAUGAUUUUUAAAUGUAGUUUUAUGAACAUAAUUUUUUUUACUAUGAGUAUCCUGUUUAAUUCCAUUAUUUGAUUGAUUGUCUCAAUAUUUUGUUUACAACAGUAUGCUUAAGAAUAAGUCAAGUGACAUCAUUGAUGCAGUGGGUCUCUGCCACUUGCGCUAUGGGGCAGUGCACUUCUGCAAAGAUCAUUCCAAAAUAUAUUUACAUUAUGUUUGACCCUUUACUGAUACUUUUGGGGUGAAGGGAUUGGUGUGGUUUAAUUGAAAGGAAUUGUUUGAAGUAGCAUCAAUUAACAACUAGUUGCAAGCUCUGUAAUGUGUCAUUUGGUUACUACUUCGGUUUGUUUGACUUUUUGAAAGACAAUGACACACAACUUACAAUAAAUCAAAUGAACCACA